UCGCUAUGUAUACACCGGAGCACCGAGCAGCCUAGCUUCCCCUAGCUUCUUCUUUGGCAGAUUGAUGGAGACUCAAGCCCCCCCUGCUUCUCUAGACCUGUCUCUGGCACUGGCCACCAUGCCACCACCGUUACCACCACCACCAGCAGCAGCAGCCCCAUCUCUCUCUCUUCAGGCUGCCGGAGAUGCCGUUUCUAGUGCUGCUGCUGGCGCCGGUUGGAAGGUCUUCUCCUGCCUCUUCUGCGACAAGAAGUUCCUCAAGUCGCAGGCGCUGGGCGGCCACCAGAACGCGCACAGGAAGGACAGGGGCGCCGGCGGCUGGAACGCCAGCCUCUACCUCCCAGCUGCUGACCACGCCUCGCCGCCGACCACCGCAUCUGCUCGUCCUGAGAUCGACGACGAGAAGCAGCAGCAGCAGCAGCUUGAUCUUAGCCUUAAGCUUUAGCUAGCUAGCUCGCUUAUGUACGUUUUCUCCUCUUUAAUUAGCGAGUGCCUCUGUGCAUGUGCUAAUAUGCACUAGACAUCUCUGGUAUGUACUGUACGUACGUAUAUACGAGAGAAUGUUGCCCAGUUUGCAAAUCUGAACGUACCCAUGCAAAA
Triticum aestivum (bread wheat) is the source of this 600-nucleotide messenger RNA. RefSeq names its product probable transcriptional regulator RABBIT EARS. The transcript has a single exon. Bases 65 to 445 code for a protein of 126 amino acids. NCBI's taxonomy places the organism in Eukaryota, Viridiplantae, Streptophyta, Magnoliopsida, Poales, Poaceae. The record is from RefSeq and is a predicted model, not a curated record. Gene Ontology annotation, molecular function: DNA-binding transcription factor activity.